Molecule: messenger RNA, 2040 nt
Organism: Aspergillus terreus NIH2624
Lineage: Eukaryota; Fungi; Ascomycota; Eurotiomycetes; Eurotiales; Aspergillaceae
Gene: fbx15
Product: F-box domain protein
Exons: 2
Coding region: 1-2040 (679 amino acids)
Molecular function (GO): protein binding
Source: RefSeq, a predicted model, not a curated record
AUGAUCUCAGAUGUCCGAGUCCCCCGAUAUUCUCUUCCGGUCAUGACAGAUAUGACCAAGAACCUUGACUCCAUCCCUUACGAUGUCUUCUAUCAGGUGGCGUCCACCCUCGACUGCCAUGAUCUCAUCCAUCUCAGUCGAGUCAAUCGUGCCCUGCACAGUCUCACCCGCAGCGAGUCCAUUGCGCGCAAAACCCUCGAGGAGACUCUGUUACACACCAAAGAAGGGCAAGAAGCAGAUCGCACCAAAUCCGGCUAUCGUGCCGCUGUCGGCCGUCUCUUUGACAUCAAAGAAGCCCUGGCCACCGCCCAGCCGUAUUCCGCCUCCAUUAUCGCCAUCGGGAGUGCCUUUCUCUACAGUGGCGGCUCCCUCUCGUACAUCUACAACGACGAAAUCCGGGCCCUGGACGUGCAUGGCGCCAGCCAGGUGGAGCAGGUCCUGAACAUCCACGGCGUGCUGCCACGCGCCAUCCCGCACUGUAACCUGCUGCAGGACACUACCCAGGUGUCGCUGAUGCACUACAGCCACGGCGUGCUGGCGUUUCUGGUCGAGAUGGUCGAGCGGCAGGAAGCCUGGCUGCUGGCGGUCGACAUGCGGCGGCGCAGCAGCAGCAGCAGCAGCAGCAGCAGCAGCAGCAGGAACGGGCGACUACGCCUGCGCACCCGACUGCAGUCCACCAAGCGACUGUUUGUUCGCCACAACCAAUCAUACCUGUAUUACGGCACGCACUCGGCGUUGGGCUACCAUGGCUACCCCCAAUGGGCGGUCAACUGCGUCGAUCUGACGACCGGCCAGCAUCUGACCGACAAGCCUGUGGAACUGGAGAACUUUGCCGGCUAUGAGAUUGGCCAAACCGUCUGUUUCGAGGUCCACGAGGAUCACCUGUACGCCGUCUCAACGCUAGUCGAUUUCGAAGAGGAAGAAGUUGACUGGACGUCUUACUACGUGUGGAUAUGCCUGCCCCCCGGCCAUAGCUGUGCCCCCCAGCCCACGCGUACCUGGCGACGCCAGCACCGCGAGGGUCCCAUCAACGACACCUGGUCUGACCUCUCGCUGCGACACGAUGAGGCCACCAAACGGCUGAUGAUCCUUGAGUGCCGUCGCGAGUGGCUCGACGGCGGGAGUGACAACUGUCGUACCUACUACACCCAGCCUCUGCCGUCGCCAUCAGAGGUCCCCCGUGGUAAGCAGCCCGGCUGCGCCUCGCGCAACCCCGUGUCCCUCCCCGAUGAGCCUCUGGCCAAAACCCUGGAUCCGCUGAGCAAGCCCAACUACGAGCGGCCGCGUAAACGCCUGCGCCGGCACUAUCACUCCGAGUACCAGCGGGACGGCGGCGGCGACGACCACACCCCCCGCCGGGACUUCAUCCUGGCCAAAACGAAGUUUCGCACCUACAACCUCUCCGCCUCCACCUUUGUCGACCUCGUCAACGACCCGUGCCCGGACCCCGAGCGCAGCCUGCUCCCGCGAGACCGACUGCGGCUGCGCGUGGUCUCGCGCAAACGCAAGAGCCCCAUCGACGAAGCCGGCGAGGAGGGCCCUAAGCAGCGGCUGUACCGCCCGGAGCUCACCGACGCCGACGGCCAGCCCGUCGCGCACAGCGAGGAGCGGUUCGUCUCGCGCGGCGUGCAGAUGUGGCCGCCGGACGACGCGCCGCCCGAACUGACCGAGCUACUGUGUCCGUCCAAGCGCAUGGGCAAGGUGCGCGCGAUCGCCGACGAACGCUCCAUAGUGUACUCGGUCGACCACGCCAUCGCCACGCCCGGCGAGAACCGCCCCAUCGUGCUGAUCAACUUCGAUCCCUCGCUGCGCCUGGCCGGCCUGCAGCGGUUGUCUCCGGGGGCGCUGCGCGCGCCGCAACCGACACCGACACCAACUGCGGCCGUGGACUUGGAGCGGCCACACGUCGACGAUCUCCGACGCGAAAACCCCGUCGUCCAUGCCACGGUGGGCAAGCGGAGGACGAACCAGGCGGUGCCAUCUGUUCGGGAGGAGCCGGCUAUGUACUUGCGCAUUCGACGUGGCUAUUGGCUUCGAUAA